UCCUUCUGUUUAACGUAAAGUAACGGAAAAAUUCGAAAAUGACAAUCUGAACUUGUAAAUCAUUAUACGAUUUAACCCCAGAUUGAAUUACUUCUGUAAAAUUUAUCCCUUGAAGCAGGCAGCUGAAUCACAUCUCUCAAUCUAAUUGCUUAUGUUAGUACUUUUAAAUCAUCGUGUAAUUUUUCUUGCAUAUAAUCCAUGGAUUUCUCAUCAUUUACUGAUUUCAAUCGAUUUCCCAUUCUCCUUACUCUCCUUCUACCCACUUUAAUCUUUCUUAUUCUUCAAUCUGUGUCAUUCAAACGCAAAAUUCUUCCGCCGGGGCCAUUUCCAUGGCCUAUCAUAGGCAACAUACCGCAUGUUAUAGGAACAAAACCGCAUGUUUUAGUCUCAAAUUUAGCAAAAAAAUAUGGGCCUUUGAUGUCUUUAAGGAUGGGGACUCGGGCUGUCGUUUUUGGGUCUUCGCCGGCUGCGGCGGUGGAGAUUCUUAAAACCCACGACCGUGAAUUGUCGGCGCGCUAUGCUCCAAAAGCAACUCCGAUUGAAGAGUCUGAUUUGAAGAAAUUUUCUCUGUUAUGGGCAACAGAUUGCCACCCCCACUGGAAAUCGAUUAGGGUUUUGUGGAAAUCGGAGUUUUUUUCGAACAAAGCAUUGGAUUUGCAGGCUGAAAUUAGAGCAAAAAAGAUGGAACAAAUGAUGGAAUUUUUGCGUAAUAAGGAAGGUUCAAUUUUGACAAUAAGGGAUACUGUGUUUACAACUGUUUACAAUACUUUGGGAAAUAUUUGUUUUUCGAAGGAUUUGAUUGAUUUUAAUGAUGAGAAAAUGGGAAGUGAUUGGAGAGUGAUUAUGUGGAGGUUCAUGGAGUGUGCUACUACACCAAUUGUAGCAGAUUUUUUCCCUUUCCUUGAAGGGCUGAAAUUGGAUCCUCUUGGGCAGCAGAAGAAAUCCAAGAAAUGUAUGGAUAAAAUGUUUGGAGUGUGGGGAGAUUUAAUAAAGCAGAGAAGAAUGGAGAAUGGCAGUGAUGAUGUGAUUAAUCAUGGGGAUUUCUUGGAUUUUAUGAUGGCAAAUGGAUUUUCAGAUGUCCAAAUGCUCUACAUGCUUUUGGAGAUACUUCCAGCGGGGGCAGGGACUUUAGUUGCAACAAGUGAAUGGGCCAUGGCUGAGCUGCUCAAGAACAAAGAAGCCAUGGCCAAACUCCGUGAAGAACUUGAAGGUGAAAUGAACUCCAACUCCAUCAAAGAAUCCAAUCUUUCUAAACUUCCAUAUUUGAAUGCUUGCAUCAAAGAAACCUUAAGACUCCACCCUCCUAUAGCAUUUCUUCCACAUUCUGCAAAUUCCACGUGUGAGGUUAUGAACUACACAAUUCCAAAGAAUUCUUUAGUGAUGGUGAAUCUUUGGGCUAUGGGGCAUGAUCCCACGAUAUGGGACGAUCCAUUAUCGUUUAUGCCAGAGCGAUUUUUGAACUCGAAUUUGGAGUUUAAAGGGCAACAUUUUGAGUUUUUGCCAUUUGGUGGUGGAAGAAGAAUGUGCCCAGGUUUACCAUAUGCUCACAGGCAAUUGCAGUUAAUUUUGGCUUCUUUGAUAUGUUACUUUAAAUGGUCUCUUCCAAAUGAUAGGCAAAAAAAGGAAUGUGCAUUGCUCUCACGUCUUCCAUACAAUGGGGGAGAGAAUCAACAGAAGGCCCUAAACCUUCCUUCCUUUUUCACCAUUCACCAUCUUUUCUGCCAUUGUUUGGAGACCAUCCAAAAUUUGAGGCAACCAACUGAGGCCCUAGGCGUUUGCCUUGGUCACUUGGCCUCAUGGCCGACUCUGCCGUGA
Molecule: messenger RNA, 1815 nt
Organism: Olea europaea var. sylvestris
Lineage: Eukaryota; Viridiplantae; Streptophyta; Magnoliopsida; Lamiales; Oleaceae
Product: probable (S)-N-methylcoclaurine 3'-hydroxylase isozyme 2
Exons: 3
Coding region: 199-1815 (538 amino acids)
Molecular function (GO): heme binding; iron ion binding; monooxygenase activity
Source: RefSeq, a predicted model, not a curated record